GAGAUGUGGUAUAUUUCCAUUUUAACCGAAGAGCGUGCUGCGUGUGUUUUUCGAGCCGCGUCAAUUCCCAUCAGCAAAACGGAAAAAACUGGUGCGGUACGCAUUAGCUGCGUUUGUUAACAACAAAAUUAUUGGUUUCCGUGGUUUUUUUGUUCGCUAUUUACACACCUCCUGACAGCUUCCGUCCAUAUUUCCGCUCGGUUUCGGUGAACGAAUUGUUUCAAUGCACAAUAUUAAAUCUUUAUCUCGCAAAAGCGUUGUUCUAGCGAUGGUGAGCUAUUAGUAAUAAAGCAAGUAACGUUGUUUUUUGUUGUAAUCGACGCCCUGUACGUGUAUGUGCGGCGGAAGUGAUACACAUUCGCGGAAUUCACCCAAAGGAACGCCCAACCAUCCGACGACGCAGACCUGCGUUAUCUGCAUUCCAGAAGAAGUGCGUGUGCAACAAGUGGCCGGAAAAAAAGGUUACAUCUAGUUUAUCCGCAAAAUUGCUGACUUUGCGUUGAAUAGUGGGUCGUGUGUGUUAAUUUUCUUCCGCGGUACGUUUCGUGUCUUUUUUUUUGUAUUUCGAGCAACGAAACCCCAUAGAAAGUGCUUAAUUUUUGGAAGUCAUCUUUUCCAUCGGCCAAAUGCGCAAGGGAAUCGUCUGACUGCGGGAGAGAAACGUGAAAAAAAAGUGAAAUCAUCAUAUCUUGUGCGGGUGGUGCGAGCUUUUUUUUUUGGGUAGUUUUGUUUGACGCCAAAGAGCUAACGGUCCGACGGUACGAAAGGAAAAGGUGCGGUGGGAGCUGUGUAUAAUGUGCAGCACGGUAGCAGCAGUCGCGGCGGCUUGGGUUAGCCUGUGAUGAGCUGAUUUUCGAGAGCGAAUUCCGACGUCGUGAAAAUAAAAAAAUCAACGCGGAUGAAAAAGUGCUCCUCCAAAGUGAAGUGAAAAGGGGUAACCGAAGGGAAAAAAGACGUUCCAGUGCAGCGAAUACAAAAAAAGCCGCCUAUUGUGGAAAAGAAAGAGGAGAAACAAGAGCAAAAAUCGUACCACAGUGCUUAGCGCGCGAGCGAGUGUGUGUGUGCGUGUGUGCGUGAGUUGCAGUGGUAGUGGUGUGUUGUGGCGACGCGGCUUCGUGUGUUGAAAUCAAAUCAAAAUGGGUUGUGCAGUGAGUAGAGAUAAGGAAGCCAUCGAGCGGUCGAAAAAUAUUGACCGUGCGCUACGUGCCGAUGGUGAAAGGGCGGCCAGUGAGGUGAAGCUGCUGCUUUUAGGAGCGGGCGAGUCGGGCAAAUCUACGAUCGUAAAACAGAUGAAAAUCAUUCACGAAACUGGCUACUCGCUGGAGGAAUGUGAACAGUACCGGCCGGUCGUGUACAGCAACACCAUACAGAGCCUGAUGGCGAUCAUCCGGGCGAUGGGUCAGCUGCGGAUCGAUUUUGCCGACCCGAGCAAAACGGAUAUCGCGCGCCAAUUCUUCACGUACGCAUCGGCAACCGAGGCGGAAGGUGAACUGACACCGGAACUGGUCGCGCUGAUGAAGAAACUCUGGACCGAUCCGGGCGUACAGCAGUGUUUCUCGCGUUCCCGCGAAUAUCAGCUAAACGAUUCCGCUGCAUACUAUCUGAAUUCGCUCGAUCGUAUCUCGCAGCAGAAUUACAUCCCGACGCAGCAGGAUGUGCUGCGAACGCGCGUCAAAACGACCGGCAUCGUGGAAACACACUUUAGCUUUAAGUCUAUACAUUUCAAAAUGUUCGAUGUCGGUGGUCAACGAUCGGAGCGGAAGAAAUGGAUACAUUGCUUCGAAGGUGUAACGGCCAUUAUUUUCUGCGUGGCACUAUCGGGAUACGAUUUGGUGCUUGCAGAGGACGAAGAAAUGAACCGUAUGAUCGAAUCGAUGAAGCUGUUCGAUUCGAUAUGCAAUUCCAAGUGGUUCGUCGAAACGUCCAUCAUACUGUUCCUGAACAAGAAGGAUCUGUUCGAAGAGAAGAUCGUACGAUCGCCGCUGACAAUCUGUUUUCCAGAAUAUACCGGUUCCAACACGUACGAGGAAGCAUCCAGCUACAUCCGGAUGAAGUUUGAAAAUUUAAAUAGACGAAAAGAUCAGAAGGAAAUCUACACCCACCUAACGUGUGCUACCGACACCAGCAACAUACAGUUCGUGUUUGAUGCCGUCUCGGAUGUGAUCAUCAAGAAUAAUCUUAAGGACUGUGGGCUGUUUUAAGCAAAAAAGCCAGAACAUAUGGUAUAUAAGCAGCAGGGGGGCAGCUACAGAAGAGUACGGUGUUGGUGUGGUGUAGUAUACACGAAAUCAGAACGACCGAAGAAAACUCGUUCUGUUGGUGUGUUUUUACCUACUUUUCGUUAUUAGUUUAGUUUAGAGCUACCAACGCAAGAAUUCUUCCUUUAUAUCUUUGCCUUUGAGUGGUCUUUAUGUCCAUAACAUAUCGCCACGUUACUUCUUACAUAUUCACGUAAUAUAACUGUGCUAAUUAUUCCCUUUGGUUGGUGCUUAGAACUUAACUGGUAGUUCACGUGGAAUCGAUUCCUCUGGAAACGAAAUGGCAUUGACAAAAUUGACAACGGGUGCCAAUGGAAAUUAUUUUCUGGUCCCAUCGGGUAUUGUUCAUAGUGUAGCAGAGGUCUUGCAACCGUAAUUUAAUACACAUUCAUCACGAUGCCCAUUUCCAGGUUUUCAUCCAUUUGAGCGCGCGUUUCUCUUAGCGAGCCUUUUUUGUAAGAGUAAAGUUUUCCCAUUUCUUUCUUACAACUGUUUCCAAACUGCAUAUUUAUAAGCCUUAGUGUUGUAAGAUUAUUUUCACAUUAUGUUUUUUUUUAAACUCUGCCCUUUAAUGAAUAGGUUAGUGUAGACACAAAUUAAAUAGAUAUAGACAUAGCGGUUGAGAGAAGAGAACGAGAGAAGCGAGUGUUUUUGGGGAUGUUUUGUUGACGUUUCUUCUUCUUGUGUAUGUGUGCGUGUUUGCUUAACGUACGCUAAACUUUGAAGCAAAAUGAAUGCAAAUGUUGUAGGAAAUUAAUAUAAUAAAAAAAAAAACUGUAAGCAGAGAAUAGUGAUCAAACGCACCAGCCAGCAAAAGAAAAAAUCCUGAAUGAGUCAAACAUUUACGACAAUUCAGAUAAAUGGAUUGUAUCGUGGUAAGCGUGUGCGUUACGAGAUUAUCGGCAUUGUUAUAACGCGGAUACGCUCUUCUGGACAAGGAUGAAGAAAAGCAUCUUUCUUUCGAGCCUGUCCCAUAGUUCGCCUUCGAGCGAAACCGCCAGGAAGGAUUGCUAUUUUUAAUGUAUUUUUUAAGCACAGCAUCGCAUAGAGCUGCCAAAAAGAUUGAUUUUUUUUAUCGCUAACUAAUUUGUCCUAAUGAUAUUUUCGAUUUAAGUAACUGACAAAUGUCCCUGUUUGUCCGAUUCCAUCAGCGCCUUUCGCUUCAUUGUUCCUUCAAAAUAUUCAUUUAUUUUAAAACCUGCUUUUGUUCUUCUCAAUGUGAAGCGCAACCCCUCCUAAUAAAGCAUGUUCUGCUACAAACAAAAAUGAGCUUCAACAAUUCCAAUCGAAACGUGUUGCAUGAUGGUAUUCGCGCUAGGCUUAUUACCAACACAACAUACAUAUUUGUGAACCAGCUGGCUUAUUGAGCGACAGUUUUAGGGCCACUUGUACGGGCAUAACGUAUAUUAUCCUACCCCUGGGAUGGAAUAGAAAAAUCGCGCGAAUGCAUUGUGUAUGAUCCAUGAUCGUGUGUGUGUGCAUAAAUGUUAAUGAUCGCGCACUGUUGUUACCGAUCGUCGGUUAAUUAGAAAGUAAGAGUUAAACGAAACAAAACGUGUUUGCGCCACUUCCAGCGAGUGUCCCCCUAUUGUGGGACAGUGCACCGGUUUUGAGAAGUUGCUAAAUUAUUAAAUGAUCGUUACAAACACCGUACAGUUUUUUCUGUCACAAAACACACACAAACACACACAGGUGGUAUUUUUGGUAACAAAAUUAAUUACAAAACAUAUACACAGCAAAAUAUGCACAAAAUGAAGUUUGAAACAUCUCAGCCAGAUGAUAGAAGAAUUUAUUUUGUAACGAACGUACAUAUAUGACUAUAUAUAUAUAUAUUUGUAUAAAAGAAAUCAUAUUGAUGAUGAGAAGAACGAAAAAAAAAACAAUUUGUUUAUGGUGCGAUACAAAAAAAGUAGGAAAAUUGUUAAGGACAAGGAUAUCGAAUUAGAUAAAGGAAGAAAGCUGUUAUUAUUCUACUUUUUCCUAUCACCAGAAGAGGCAUACUCUUCCUGCUGUUCUCCGUUAUGCCCUCACACACAUUUUGCCAAAACGUUUGAGUAUUACGUUUACUUUUGUAUGCCAAUUUCGAUACAAUCUGCCAAAAAAAAGGUAAUAGUGAAAAUUUCCCUUCCUUGUGAGACAGUCGCAUGGAACAAUGCAAUUUUACAGAACAAAAAAUUUCGCCGCACAAAAUUGUAAACGAUAGUAAAUCCAUUUUUAUAUGAGCAUAUAUUUAUACAAACACGAAAGUAAACCACCGCUAAACGGGAAAGCGAAAAGAGCAACAAAUGCAAACAAAAAAAACGAACUGACACCGGUACAUGGAACGGAUUUGCUGUUUUUUUUCAAAUCGAUAAACAAGUGCUAAACUGCUUAACUCUAUACAUAAACGUUUCUCUGCGCAUACAUAUAUAAAUAUAUAAAUCUGUGUAUGAAUGUCUGUUCAUUGAUAGCGAAUGUGCUACAGAAAUAAAUACAUAAGCGAACGAACUAGCAAAGAAGCUGAAAAGGGCGUGUGGGUGAGCAUUAUGCGAAAGGAGGGAAUAGAGUAGAAGUACGCACAAUUACGCACACCCGCGUGCAAAUGCGGACGGGUAACACUGAAACACAUAUAUAGGGAACGAUAGCAGCAAAGUACUAACAUCGAAUAUUUAAUUGCAUCAUUGUACGAUCACUUUUGUGAAUAGUAAACGAAGGGAAAGCAGAAUGAAAUAUGGUAUAAUAUUUUUUUUUAAAUUUGAAUAGCAACUGUUAACACUAUGAAAAAGCAAGGCUACGUAAUGAAGAAGCAGAAUGCGAGCAAUUACAAGAGGCAAGAUAAUCUAAAUCACCCAAGAACAGAAUGCUAGCAAAUAUCAACCUCUAGCAAUAAAACAAGCUGCUAAUUGACUCAAUUGGAAAGGAAAUGACUUACUUCAGAGCAAAGAAAGGCGCACAGGAGCAACAGCGGUUGCAUACUUUUUACCAUUUUAAUGCGCAACAAACAAAACAAACGGUCGAUUUUGCUUUUCGGUGUAACGGCAAAUGCAAGGAAUGGUUCUUAAUCGAACGGAUGAUGAUUUGACUUGAUUUGAUAUGAAAUAUAUUGAACAAAGGGAAAUUCAACAAUCA
Molecule: messenger RNA, 5366 nt
Organism: Anopheles funestus (African malaria mosquito)
Lineage: Eukaryota; Metazoa; Arthropoda; Insecta; Diptera; Culicidae
Gene: Galphai
Product: G protein alpha i subunit
Exons: 5
Coding region: 1137-2201 (354 amino acids)
Biological process (GO): adenylate cyclase-modulating G protein-coupled receptor signaling pathway
Cellular component (GO): heterotrimeric G-protein complex
Molecular function (GO): GTP binding; G protein-coupled receptor binding; G-protein beta/gamma-subunit complex binding
Source: RefSeq, a predicted model, not a curated record